CAGAAUCUCAGUUUCAAACCGAUCAGAGACGAAGAAGAAUCAAGUUUGUCAUCUUUCGCCAUUAAUGUUUGCUUCCAAUGUUUUCCGCUUUCUGUUUUAUCCUUAUGAUUGUCUUUAGAUGACAGUUUGAUGAAACCGAGUCAAUUUUGCGAUUGGAGGGAAGGAAUAUAGCUUCAUUUUGCAAUAUUUUAAUUUCUUGCGAAUUCAAAACAGCAACGUCACUGGAAUCCUUCGAUUUUCCCUCCUUUUCCCACGAAUUCUUCAACACCCGGAUAUCUAGGGUUUCAGUACGCUACAGAGCUUCCACUUCUUUCGGCUUUCUACUUGACUCAACUACUGGUAUUGAUUCCUUGUAGCACUGUUCCAAAAUUCUUUUAUGUUACUUCAAAAAUGAAUGAAAGCCGAUCGAAGCUCCUAUUAGUUCCGAACCAACUAGACCCUUAUGCAUUGAUGCUAUCGCAAUCGAUCGAACGAUUUUUCGAUGAAUAUCGCAAAGGGGUUACUGAUUUCUCGAGCUUCGUUCCGAUUUUCUCUCGUUUGUUGGGGAAUUUGCCCGACCCGCCGGUGGCAGUUGUGUGGUUUUCCUCUGCUAUGACGUUUCACACGGCUAAAUCCGCAGCUCGAAAUUCUUCGGAGAAAUUGCAGGCUGUUAAGGAUUUAUUCCAUCUACUCGUUUCUUGCACGGCGUCGUCCUGUGCAUCGAAGAGAAUUGCGGUGCUGGCUCCGGUUAUUUACUGUCUCUUUGGUUUGGUUGUUGAGAAUAAAACGUUGAAGGAGGAAGCUGAGAAUUUGAUCGACGGAGUUGUUAGCUAUAUCGGUAUUUGUUGUGGUCAAGAGUCCGAGGACGGCGAUUGUUUGUUGGGAUUUGGUUCUUAUUUUCUGGAUUUGGCUCGAGUCUGGAUGGUUGACAAACCUGGAGAAGAUUUGAGGGGUUUUCUCCCGCUUGUUAGCCAUGAAAUUUGUGAAGGCAUCGGUGUCAACGGCGGGGUGGGCUACUUUUCUGGGAUAGUUAUGUUUCAAGCCUUUUUGUUGAGGCUGUGCUUGAAAUUUGCCUCUCGGAUGUCAAUGGUAGAGCUGCAAAAUGAACUGCACAGCCGGGCGGUUCAAAUGAUUGCUGGGUUUCGUAGCUGUCACUUCUAUGAUACUUUCCUCAGGAUGCUGCUGCAGUCAGUUUUGCCAACCACCUAUUUGUUGGGUUCUGCAGAUGAAGUUCUUCUGCGAGAAGUGUUAUAUGACGCUGCAAUAAUACCAGAUUACCCAUUCAUUAAACUUCAAUUUGGAACUGAACGACCUGCUUUGGAUUUAAGAACUACUUGUUUGAAUUGGCUAUUUGUUGCUGAAAAUGGCAUUCGAACCUUCAGAGAAACUGGUAAUCUGAGAAAGGCUAUGUCCUACAUAAAUGCCUUCCGCAAUUCUUGUUGGCCCUCUCAGUUGAUCAAUUGGGUCAGAAACCAACCAGGCUUCAGUGAGAGGAUGAGUCAACCAAACAUCUCCACACCCACUGCUCUCAUCGAGUGGCUUCUGGUAUUGGAAAAUCAAGGGGUGAGAGUGUUCGACCAUUUGAACUCCAAGUUCAGAGCCAGAGAAAUCACUUGCAAAUCAGGAGCUGAGUUUGUAGAAGCAGCAACAAAGGUUCCGGAUGUCAGAAAUGUGAUGGAUGAAGAUGCCUCCGUUGGUGACUUUGACAUGGUUGAUUCAGUGGCUUUAGCAGCAGCACAGGGAACACCCAUGACCUUGAAUACAAACGGCAUUGGAAAUGGAAGAAAGAGGAAAGAACGCAUGAAUGACAACGGAGACACGAGGGUAAAGUUCCUUAGGAAACAUCUCCAUGACAAUCCACUUAGGGAGAAAUCUUUCCCAUUAGUUUGAUUUGGAAUCCCCAUCACUUCAAAGAUGCUACUAUAUAUAUCUAUGUAUAUAUAUAUAGGCAUCUUCUUAACUCAUAUCUAUGAUACUAUGGAGGAAUUUUGUGUCUGCUCUGUGUCAGUCAUACUCGUCCAAGACGUGUUGACUCUGCAGCCAGCCUCUCGACUUCUAACUUUUGUUAGGCAACGAUGCAAUCUUGAGAUUAGAAGCUUCGAAUCAAUUGUUUUAGGCUUUUACAUGUAGAGAUUUGAUGAGAUGAUGUUGAAGGCAAGGCCAGUAGGUUGUAAACGUGGAAAGAUUUGCCAUAAUACACAUGGUCCUGAUGAACACUUUUGCUGUCC
Molecule: messenger RNA, 2207 nt
Organism: Cucurbita pepo subsp. pepo (vegetable marrow)
Lineage: Eukaryota; Viridiplantae; Streptophyta; Magnoliopsida; Cucurbitales; Cucurbitaceae
Source: RefSeq, a predicted model, not a curated record